This is a messenger RNA of Juglans microcarpa x Juglans regia, 435 nucleotides long. RefSeq lists its product as uncharacterized. The coding region runs from base 1 to 435 and encodes 144 amino acids. The record is from RefSeq and is a predicted model, not a curated record. The transcript has a single exon. NCBI's taxonomy places the organism in Eukaryota, Viridiplantae, Streptophyta, Magnoliopsida, Fagales, Juglandaceae.
AUGGAGGAAGAAUUGGCAAGGCAGUGGGAGGGGUUAAGUCUCAUAGAACAAGAAAGAAAUGAGGUGGUUAUACCAUUUAUUACCAUGGAAAAGGCAGUGCAACAAGGGCAGUUAUGUUUGUUGGCCUUGAUUAUAGCAGAAAAGGUUGUUAACAAAGAAGCAUUCAAGAAUACAAUGACUAAGAUAUGGAGGAUUGAGAGAUGGAUCCAAUUUUAUGAAGUAGGCUUCAACAUGUUUCUUAUAGAAUUCAAUAAGGAGGAGGAUAGGCAAUGUGUGAUCAAUGGCAGGCCAUGGUCUUUUGAUAGAUGGCUCCUGUGCCUACAUGUCUUUGAAGGUAACAUGCCUAUCAACGAGGGUCAAUUCAAUAAGAAGGCAUUCUGGCUUCAAGUCCAUAAUAUGCCAUUUGCUUGCAUGACUCAAGAAGUGGGAUAUUAG